AUGGAAAGUCGUGUUCGUGAAAAGGAAAUGUCCGCACUAUUGGGCACUGCUCACGACUUGGACCUUGAUGCCGAGGAAGAAGAACAGAAGGGUAAUGUCGUGUUGACAAGUAAGAGGAAAAACCGUUAUGAAAUUGUUAAACCACUGGUGUCUGGAAAUAAUAGCACCGUUUAUCUUGUCAAUCACAUACGGGAAAACGGCUCAAUAACGAAAAUGGCAAUGAAGGCAGAAAAUCAAGGCAUCAACCCGGAAAGCACUGGAUUUGCUCUCGCAAACGAAAUACGGUUCCUUGUGGAAUACCAAAAGCGAUGGCGAGACCAGGUACGUGGGUGCGACCAUUUGCUCCCAAUAUGCGACUACGGACAUUCUAAGAAGUACAAAUUCUUUAUAAUGCCUCUACUUGGGCCGAAUCUCGAUCAACUACGAGAAGAAAUGAAAAGGGAAUUUUCCCCUGGUACCGCUGUUCGGUUAUCCCUUCAAGCUCUCGAUGCUGUAUCAAUGCUUCACCAAAUCAAAAUCCUACACACACGCAUAGAACCAUCACACCUUUGCAUUGGAACGGAACAUAAACGGAACAUGUUGUUUUUGAUUGGAUUGGGGCACAUCGUCACAUUUAGUAAAGCUCCUACCUGGAACCGUAAGGCACGCUACUCUCCACGAGCCAUCGCUAAUAAGAGCGUUUCGAAUAUGGAGCUGGAAUGCUGGUUUUUUACAUUAUUGGAUUUGCUCUGUCGGAAUGAGUUGCCGUGGAAUAAGUUCAAAAAUAUGACGAAGGAAACGGUAGAGGAGAGAAAAUUGGUUAUGUUCAACAGUGCAGCUGCAGGAGGUCUCCAACACCGAGGAAGUGCACUAGCACAUGUCCCUGGAGAGGUGCGCGCGCUGUGUGUCAUAAUGAAUAAAUCUAGUUUCAAGGCUGCUGACUUGCGAUAUCAGCUCAUAAAAUACCUCAAUCGGACGAAUGUCAGUCUUCAUAGUCCUUACGAGUGGGAAGAAACUACGGAAUAUCUUGCUUCCAAAGACAUCAAACCCGAAUCAAAUUUGUACAAGCAGAAUGUUAGUGCAAUACAUAAGUGCACUAAAGAGCUAAUGAAAAAUUACAAGCCACCGCAAAAGGAUCCCGAUUCGCUUAUCUCAGGCGAAGGCUAA
This is a messenger RNA of Necator americanus (New World hookworm), 1146 nucleotides long. RefSeq lists its product as uncharacterized. The record is from RefSeq and is a predicted model, not a curated record. Gene Ontology annotation, biological process: peptidyl-serine phosphorylation; signal transduction. NCBI's taxonomy places the organism in Eukaryota, Metazoa, Nematoda, Chromadorea, Rhabditida, Ancylostomatidae. The coding region runs from base 1 to 1146 and encodes 381 amino acids. The transcript has 12 exons. Gene Ontology annotation, molecular function: protein serine/threonine kinase activity; ATP binding. Gene Ontology annotation, cellular component: nucleus; cytoplasm.